UACAUUAUCAUCACAUUAUCUAGAUGCAAAAGAAAUGAGUGGUUAUUAUGCUUCACUUCAAUUUGUGGGAUUAGGAUCUCCACAUUCAUAACCAAAUUAUCAAAAACAAAUUGGAACUAAUACACAAAGAAAAAUUAGAAACAUAUCAAUAACUUUAGAUAUAUUCUCUCCUUAGUGGACACAAUCUUUCAUAGGGAAAAAAAUAUUAUAUCUUGAAAAGUGUUUAUUAAUUAAUAAAAAUGGCCUUAAUCACUUCUUCUUCACUCACUAUAUCCUCUUCAUCUUUUGAAUGCAAGACUCCUUUUCAAUCAUUAGCUUCUUCUCCACAAUGUGUGAGCCUUUCCACUCUUCCAUCACUCCCUUUGUUGUCUCAAAAUCAUGCAUUGAAGACCAAUUCUCAUUAUCGAAAGAUUGGUCGCGAAGUUAUGGUAAUGGCAACAGGUGAUGCACCAGCAGAAACUGAUGUGCCUGAGUUUGUUAAGUCUCUUCAAGAUGCUUGGGACAAAGUUGAUGAUAAAUAUGCAGUGGGCUCAUUGGUUGUAGCUAGUGUGAUUGCACUAUGGGGUUCAACUGGUUUGAUCUCAGCAAUUGACAGGCUUCCCUUAAUUCCUGGGGUUCUUGAGUUAAUAGGAAUUGGUUACACUGGGUGGUUUGCAUACAAGAACCUAGUUUUCAAACCAGAAAGGGAAGAACUUGUACAAAAAGUAAAGGAAACAGUUACUGAAAUAAUUGGGAACAAAUAAAAGAGUUGGGAAGUGCUAAGAUGUUGUUGACAUGAACAUGAUAGAGUUGUAUCUUGCAGUUGAAGAUUUCAUCAUGAUUCAUUUUGUAGCCAUAAGUUUUUUGACAAAACCUUAUCCCCUGUAAUUUAAUAUUUUCUGAAGAAAAAAAAAUUGUAUCUUAUUAUAAAUAUCAAUCCGCUUUAUGAUUAUCUUAUAUAUGUAUGUAGUGCAUGAGUUAUAUUUUUCAC
Molecule: messenger RNA, 970 nt
Organism: Trifolium pratense (red clover)
Lineage: Eukaryota; Viridiplantae; Streptophyta; Magnoliopsida; Fabales; Fabaceae
Product: protein CURVATURE THYLAKOID 1B, chloroplastic-like
Exons: 6
Coding region: 240-743 (167 amino acids)
Cellular component (GO): chloroplast thylakoid membrane; thylakoid
Source: RefSeq, a predicted model, not a curated record